This is a messenger RNA of Adineta steineri, 975 nucleotides long. The record is from the annotation of a GenBank genome assembly. NCBI's taxonomy places the organism in Eukaryota, Metazoa, Rotifera, Eurotatoria, Adinetida, Adinetidae.
AUGCCACAAACAAAACAAGCAAAAGAUCUUAUGUUAAAUAAAUGUCAAGAUUAUUAUCGUAAUACAUAUCAAUCAGAUGAAGCUAUUCAUUGGUAUAUUAAAGAUUCAUUUAUUUAUCGUUUAGUUAAUCGUGCAUUUCGGACAGAAAAUAUAACAUUAUGGUAUUUAUUUCGUUUUUAUAUUAUUGAUCUUUGUAAACAAUUAGAAUUAAUUCAUAAAGAACAAAAUAUUCAAACAUCAUUAAUACUUUAUUGUGGUCAAAGUCGAAUGUCAAUUAACGAAUUUAAUUAUUUAAAAUCAAAUAUUGGUUCAUUUAUUUUAGCAAAUGGAUUUUUUUCAUCAACAACUGAUAUUCAAAUUGCGAAUAGUUUUCUUUUUAGUACAAUUAAUACAGAAGAUUAUAAAGUUAUUUUAUUUAAAAUUAUUGUUGAUAUUGAUAAAUAUGUUGGAUAUGUCGGUGAAUGUGAAAUUUUAUUUAGUAUUAGUUCAAUAUUUCAAAUAGAAAAUGUUGAUUUUAAUAAUGAAUUAGACGUUUGGCAAAUUUAUAUAAAAGCAAUUGAAACAAUAAGAAAAAGAUGUGGAAAUAAAGAAAAUAUUAAUUUAAUAUUUGAUCAAGCAUAUGAAUAUUAUUAUCAAGCUAUGAAAUAUUCAAAUAAUAAUCAAUAUAAUAUGGCUAUUAUUCAUAGUAAUAUAUCAACAAUUGAUUUAAUUAAUAAAAACUAUGAAGAAGCUUUAGAAUUUUCAAUGAAUCAACUUUUAUGGUAUGAAAAAUAUUUUCCUGAUUGUUAUUUAAGUAUUGCUAAUAUUUAUAUGGAAAGAAGUCAAUUAUAUGAUUAUAAUCAUUCAAAUCAUAUUUCUUAUUUAGAAAAAUCAUUAAAUAUAUUUGAAAAUAAUAUUCAUAUUCAAUAUUUAAUAACAUAUCAAUGUUUUAGUUUUAUUGUGAAUUAUUAUUCAAACACAAUCAAUCAUUCAUGA